AUGAUGAACAUCACCAGGCCAACCACCAGGCGAAGUCAUGGUGCUGCAUCAACUGUCGACCCGUCCCCACCGCCACCGAUCCCCACCAAGACAGUAGCUGAACGCAAUGGCGCAGAUACCGGUGACGCCGUCGAUAGGACAAGCCUCUGCGACCUACCAGCAGAAAUUUGGAGUAAGAUUGGCAAGCUUACAAUCGACGUCGAGACCACUAUCACACAGACUGAGUUGGUCGUCUGGAUGAGCCAUAAGCCAGGCAAUCCUCGCAUGCACCAACCUGGCAUCACCCGCGCCUGCAGAAUCCUGCGCGAAGAGCUUUGGCACGGCUGGACCUCGGACGACUUCGGAAUGUCUCUUCAUGAUAUCGGAAGGGCGAAUCGACGCAACAUUCAGCAAGCUUGGGUUCACGAUUGGAGGGCGAAGGAAGAUCAGCUCGAGGAGCUGGCACACCAGACAUGGGAUGUGCCGUUCGAGAUGGUCCUGGACCAGGCAGGUGACGGACUCGGUCAGGUGUCAGACCAGCGCUGGAGGAUCAAAUUUCUAUGA
Molecule: messenger RNA, 543 nt
Organism: Fulvia fulva
Lineage: Eukaryota; Fungi; Ascomycota; Dothideomycetes; Mycosphaerellales; Mycosphaerellaceae
Exons: 3
Coding region: 1-543 (180 amino acids)
Source: RefSeq, a predicted model, not a curated record